UUCAUUUCAAGGUUGCCCCACCCUUCCCCACCACCGGCUCUGUGUGGCUGUGUCUCACCUCUCCUGCCUUGACAGCGGGGAGCCUGCGCUGUAUGAGGACAACACUGACCGACAUAUAGAAGUGGCCCCAGUCCUUUCCGCUCCUUGGGACCGUCUUCCCCGAAGGGUGACGGGCAGUGCUAGGACCCAGCAGAAACCUUCACACCCAGCCUGGGCGGCUGCAGAGACACCUCCCCGCAACUCCCCUAGAAGCUGGAGAAGCCCCCGCUGGAGGGAGCCGGAGAGCCCCCGCCCCCGCCUGCAGGGCGCCGCGGGAGUCCCGCUGGCUGAGGCGCCCUGGGAGCUGCUCCAGCCGCCUCGCGGGAAGCAGCUGGUGCUGGAAGAUGGCGAGCCGCAGCCUCCUGCCGCUUCUCCUCGGCACCCUGGGGGCUCUGUGCUAUCAUAAAGCAUAUGGAAUCUCUGUCAAAACGGACAAUCAGCAUGUUACAGCAAAGGAGUUUCAGGAGGCUAUGCUUAGCUGUAAGUACUCAGCUGGAAAGGGUAUUAUUCCAAGAGUAGAAUGGAAGAAACUCUCAUCCCGUGAUGUCUCAUUUGUGUACUACAAAGGUGACUUAGUAGGUGAUCUGAAAGGCCGAGCAGAGAUGAUAGAUUCAAGCAUACGAAUUAGAAAUGUGACCAGAAAAGAUUCUGCGAGAUACCGUUGUGAAGUUAGUGCGCCGACUGAACGGGGACAAAAUCUGGCAGAGACUAUUAUUACUCUCACAGUGUUGGUGGCCUCGGCAGCUCCAUCGUGUGAAGUGCCCAGCUCAGCGAUGAGUGGAACAGUAGUACAACUGAGUUGUAAAGAAAAUGAAGGGUCUCCUGCUUCUGAGUACAAGUGGUAUAGGAAUGGUGUUGCUUUACUGGAAAAUACAGGAACAGGCAGUGCUAAAAUAGGAAACAUUUCUUACACCAUGAAUAAAAAGACUGGAACAUUGCUAUUUAACACAGUUUCAAAGAAGGACACUGGAGAGUAUUACUGUGAAGCCUCUAAUGGAAUUGGACUUCCUCAAAAAUGCUCUGUGAAGCGAAUGCAAGUUGAUGACCUUAAUAUAAGCGGAAUCAUAGCGGCUGUAGUAGUUGUGGCUCUGGUAAUGGCAUUAUGUGGCCUUGGGGUAUUUUAUGCACAAAAGAAAGGUUACUUUUCAAAAGAAAGCUCUUCUCAGAAGAAGAGUUCUGACUAUAAAUAUACCCCAAGUGAAAAGGAUUUCAAGCACACCAAGUCCUUUGUUAUUUAGAAGAUUUCAGCCUCUUUGAGGGACACACAGUGACUACUUGUUAUACAAAAUAUUAAAGGGAUUUUUUUUUAACUCUUCUGCAAAUAUUUGGAUUUGUUUUGAGAUGGCAUACACUAAAAGCAGAAAGUUUAUUGAAAUGUCUAGGAGCCGAUGUUACAAACCUAAUCACGGACUGUACAACUGUUCAUAUUGUUAAAAUACCAUUAUUUCUCUAA
Messenger RNA from Terrapene triunguis (Three-toed box turtle), 1492 nucleotides. Its product is annotated as junctional adhesion molecule B. Bases 384 to 1277 code for a protein of 297 amino acids. Gene Ontology annotation, biological process: leukocyte tethering or rolling. The record is from RefSeq and is a predicted model, not a curated record. Gene Ontology annotation, cellular component: tight junction; protein complex involved in cell adhesion; cell surface. Lineage: Eukaryota; Metazoa; Chordata; Testudines; Emydidae. The transcript has 10 exons.